Cololabis saira (Pacific saury) is the source of this 2683-nucleotide messenger RNA. RefSeq names its product docking protein 3 (gene dok3). The record is from RefSeq and is a predicted model, not a curated record. Gene Ontology annotation, cellular component: cytoplasm. The transcript has 5 exons. Gene Ontology annotation, biological process: cell surface receptor protein tyrosine kinase signaling pathway; positive regulation of MAPK cascade. Lineage: Eukaryota; Metazoa; Chordata; Actinopteri; Beloniformes; Belonidae. Bases 225 to 1964 code for a protein of 579 amino acids.
CUUUGGGGGUUUGUUUUUUUUUUUAGAUCAGACUUGUCUUGACUUAAUUUCCUGUAAGAUGUGCCAAAAUUGUUAGUAAAAAAGUUGCUGCUGACGUAAAGGGAAACGCUGAUUCGUGUGGAUGAAAAGACCACAUUUUAACCUCCCCCACUCGAUACUUUGUUGACCACACAGCACGAAACUGGUGUACAGUUGUGAACAGUUUACAGACGCAGCUCUCAAGCAUGGACGUGGUCUACAAGGAGGGGAUGCUGUACCUUCAAAACGUCAAGUUUGGAAAAAGAACAUGGCGGAAAAUAUGGAUGCUGCUUUUCAAGCCCAGCUCCACCGGCGUCGGCCGGCUGGAGUUCUAUAACGCAUCUGAAAGCAGUUUCAACGGUGACCAGAUAAAGGCUGGCCGGAAGAAACCAGCGGACAGAAAGGUGGUGCGUCUAUGCGACUUCCUCAGUGUCACCCCUGCUGCCAAGGAGCCCUCGUGCCCUGCGGGCUGCACAGCUUUCUACUUGAAGACCAUGCAGUGCACUUACACUUUUGCCUCCACAGACAGCCAGGACUGGCUUGGCGCCCUCUCUCAUCUCGCCUUCCAGAGAGAUCCUUGGGAAUCAGGAAAAGGGGAUUUUGAAGAAGGAAAGGGCUUGCCCAUGGAGGACAAUGAACUUUACUCAUCUUGGAAAAAGGACCAGACUCCCUCUUCAAGCCAGUACCAGGUGAGGAUCCAGAGAACAGAGGCAGCCAAGAGGUGCAAGCUGGCCGGGCAGUACCUGGUGUCCCCAGACAGCGACGCUCUGGUUCUGCUCAGCAUCAAAACCGGUGGCGUGAUCUUCCAUUGGCCAUACAGGCUCUUACGCAAGUUUGGUCAGGUGGAGGGGGGAUUCAGUAUUGAAGCAGGGCGUCGCUGCGAGUCUGGAGAAGGAUGGUUCACUUUCCUGACGCCGCAUGGUCCCCAGAUCUUCCAGGCUAUAUCCAGGGAAUGCUCAAUAGCAAGGGAGAUGAGUGCCAAACCUCCCAGUGCCCACAGACCUUCGUUUCCUGACACGUCUGCUGCUGCUGUUGGAGCCUCAGCCAGCGAUCUUGCUGAUCAUCCCGUGUACAGUCUUCCAGAGGUCCCUGCUGACACCGACUACCAGUCUGUUAGCGACUACCGUAAUGACACAAUAGUACAAAAUAUGAAGCGCAUGUCUCUUUUCAGACCUGAUCACUCUGGCAGCAGGGAGUCAUUGGGAAGUGAAAAUGAGGCUGGGGAGGAACGGUGUACUUCUUUGGAAACUGUAAAUGUGAAUAACAUCACAGAGGAACAAUUGUAUGACAAUGUGAGGAAAGCCACAGCUCCCUUUGAAAAUAACACUGAGGCGUAUGAUUCGGAUGAUUCCAUCUAUGCAGAUGUGAAACUAUGCGAUUCUCUCUCAGACCUCCACACACAGAUUUACUCUCGUGUCCAACACCAGCCUGUUCCCCCAAACCGUCCCUUAACCCUCACCAAAUCUGAUCAGUGCUCCGAACCCAGGCUUCAAACCCAGCAUCUGCCCACCGUGGAUAGCUACUCGCAGUCAGGUUACUUAAGGCGAGCCGUGCUGCCCUCGACAAGAAGAACUGAAGCAGAAUAUUCAGAGUCCAUCUAUUCAGAUGUGAAAAAAAGAGAUUCUUUCUCAGCUCUCCCGCCUCAGCUCUACUCGUGUCCGAAGGGACCUCCCGACGUCCUCGCCAUAUCCGGUCCGUGGGUCCAGCCUAAGCCUCCAAGCCAACAUCUGCCCACAGUGGACGUCUCCCUCAACCCAGAUGAUUAUACAGAAGCACAGGCGGUUGAUGACUUGAAUGAUGUGGAGGAGGAGGCCGCCAGCGCCGCUGCUCACAACAAACCCUCAGAGGCGCCGGGCAGUUUCAAACACAGGCUGGCAGAAAUCAUUUCUAAGGACCUGGCAAAGUUCCAGCCAGCUCUUCCCUAUGGAGCAGACAUCAAUAGUUAAUGGAAAGACUAUUAGGAGCAAUAUCAACAAUGAUAAACUGUCAUGAGGUGUAAUUAAUUUCUUCACUGCUUCAAAAAAAAAAGUCCAUCGGGAGAAUACUGUUAUGCCUUGUUUGCUUGAAGAUAUUUGUAUGUAGUAUAAAAGCUUGCCUUUCUUUAUGGUUGCUACUAUAAAAGUGAAUAUUUAUUUUAGUUUCUUUACAGCUAGCAUGAAAAAGAAGCUUCUUGCAUCAGUACAUAUAAAGUCAUGUUGCUGAACCUGAUUAGUGUUUAAUUACACAAAAGCUUGGAAAAGUCUUGCACAUUCAAGGACUUAUGUAUUAUUUUCAAAUGGUCUUUUUCUUCUUUUCAAAAUAAGAAUGACUUUCUUUUAUCAUUCUUUUAUGGGCACCUUGCAUCAAAGCCAAAAACAGUAUUUAUUUUGUUGUGAAUGUUGUGUGUUAAAAGGGUUGUAUAAAAAAAAAAAAACUUAAAAAACACACUCAUGUCUUAAUUAUAUCUUUAUUAUAGCAAAACAUCCCCCAUAAAUGCCACUCAGCUACACAUAAAUAGAAAAAUACUUGUUUUUGAAUAGAAAUAAAAUCCAAAGUCCAACAAAUGACUCUGGAAAUGCCACUAGUUAUUGUUAAUAAUCUUAAAGUGCAUUUUUGAAGCUCUAUCGUAGUUAAUAGAGGCAUCAUAAAAUAAAAAAGUAAAAAACAAACAAACAAACACAAAAAA